Macadamia integrifolia is the source of this 987-nucleotide messenger RNA. Its product is annotated as cold-regulated 413 inner membrane protein 1, chloroplastic-like. Gene Ontology annotation, cellular component: membrane. Bases 104 to 787 code for a protein of 227 amino acids. The transcript is spliced from 6 exons. The record is from RefSeq and is a predicted model, not a curated record. Lineage: Eukaryota; Viridiplantae; Streptophyta; Magnoliopsida; Proteales; Proteaceae.
UGGCCUCACUCUGUGUAUUCUCCACUCUCUUUCUCUUCGACCAUCGCCAACUCUGCAACUUCAGAAGAGACGAAGAUAGUAAUCAGAACAAAAAGGAGUAGUGAUGUUAUCUCUUACUCUUUCUCUCCCUCAGAUUUCCUCUUCUCUUCGCAGGGAUUCGUUUCCCUCUCGCUCUCCCUACUUGAUUUCAUCUCGUUCUCAGAGUAAUAAACUCUGCUCUCCCUUCAACACCAAUCUUCAAUCAAAUAACCUAAUUUUUCAUCCCCUCAGAUUCUCACCCAAACAUCAACAAUUGAAGAGGAACAAGCGUGGAUCUGGUGCCGUUUGUUAUGCUGCUCCUCUCGCCCCUCGAACCCUUCAAUGGGUCUGCGCCGUCGCCUCCGCGAUUCUGGUAGUUUCCAGGGGCACUGCAGUUCAAAAGUCAUUUCUUGUUCCUUUGUUUGCUCUACAAGCACCUUCAAGCAUUGUUUCAUGGAUCAAGAGUGAGUAUGGUAUAUGGACUGCAUUCUUGGCUCUUCUUGUUCGUCUCUUCUUCUCUAUCCCUGGUGAACUUGAACUUCCUUUCAUGGCAUUGCUACUUGUGAUUGUGGCUCCUUACCAAGUAAUGAACCUAAGAGGAACACAAGGAGGUGUAAUUGCUUCUUUACUGAUUGCGGCAUACUUGGCUUACCAGCAUUUCUCACGGGCAGGUAGCUUGCAAAUUGCGUUUGACCAAGGAUCAAUCAUUCCCACCUUAGCCGUCAUCUGCAUCACUGCUGUCCCAAGUUUGCUUUUAAUUGGAUUUUAAUCUGAUAUUGUGAUGUGAAAUGUGGUACCUUGUGUAGCAGGUAUGAAUAUAAUCUAACUCAUAUCAAGAGAGAGAGAGAAAACAUAAGGCCAUUUUCUGUAUCUUGGUUAGUUAAAUAUCGGUGUUGGCCUCAAAACUCUACGACAUCAUAAUGGUGGCUUUUUUUUCCAUUUGAAGUUAAUAUCUUUGCUUCUCAUCUA